Molecule: messenger RNA, 219 nt
Organism: Aspergillus lentulus
Lineage: Eukaryota; Fungi; Ascomycota; Eurotiomycetes; Eurotiales; Aspergillaceae
Source: RefSeq, a predicted model, not a curated record
AUGGAGAAUGGCCUGCUUCGGACGUGCUCCCGUGGCGCGGACCUUCCCGUGCCCAUGCAAAGUAACAUUGCCAGUCCGUACACUGCUCGUUGCGGUCCGGUCCCCCACCGCAGCUUUUCGAGCGCAGGCAGGAAUAUCGUCCUCUGGACGGUGGAUACGCCAAAUCGUAAUCGUCCCAAGUCUCAGGGUGCGAGUGACCUGACGAUGCUCUAUCUGUGA